AUGGACCAUAAUUACAAAUAUUCAUUGAAAAACCCUAAUUUUUUUAAUAUUGGUUAUAUUAAUGCAGUUGCAAACUUAAACGAUAAACGAGACAGAUCAGCCCCAUCAUCAUACCAUUGGAAAAUAUUAAAAUGCAGAAUGUUAAUUUUUUCCAAUUCGUCCAUAUUGGCUUGUCCCGACAAAACUGAUGUCAAACAAAUUCAUGUAAUAUUUAAUAAAGUUGGUGAUGACUAUGAUAUGCUAAACUCAAUGUUUUUACGAUUUUCACUUAUUCAACAAGGUCCAAUAAAAAAUGCCACGCCAGAAUUAUUUGAACUGUGUUUUCAUUAUACAAUGACCGCCAAACUGGCUCCAGUUUGGAAUGUUCUUGGAUAUAAUUUUAUGAUAAAUAAUAGAGAAUUUUUGACAAGUACAAAGUCAGAAGACGGCAUCAAAUAUUCCAUUCGAAGUAGUGAGCUCGUUACUGCUAUAGAACUGAAACCAGUAAAGAUACAUUUAAUUAGAUCGAAGGAAGAGUUUUUAGUUGGUGAAACAAUAAGAGUUUUACCAAGUUUGAAUAAAGCUUGCAUCGAUGACUUCUGUAAUAGUUUAUCUGAAUCGAAUAAUUUUAAAUGCUACAAGGAUCUGCGUCGGCAUUGGAAAAAUAUUGUAAGUAGCACUAUGUCGCAUGUUUUAUUACGGCAAUAA
Bombyx mandarina (wild silkworm) is the source of this 687-nucleotide messenger RNA. RefSeq lists its product as uncharacterized. The record is from RefSeq and is a predicted model, not a curated record. NCBI's taxonomy places the organism in Eukaryota, Metazoa, Arthropoda, Insecta, Lepidoptera, Bombycidae.